Messenger RNA from Cercospora beticola, 2710 nucleotides. Lineage: Eukaryota; Fungi; Ascomycota; Dothideomycetes; Mycosphaerellales; Mycosphaerellaceae. The record is from RefSeq and is a predicted model, not a curated record.
CAGUCUUGAUCAGAACAAGCGUGUGCGCAGCUGUUGCUCCUCGAGGCAAAAAGAGGCACAGGGCGAUUGGCGGGCGGCACUUGCCUUGCAGGCAGGCAGCACAGCACAGCACCACAGAGUCACCUGCUUCGAGCUCGCCCAAGGAGGGGCCAGUAACGGUGUCGUGCUUGGAACCAUCGACUCACCUACCCACGGAACCACCAUCUCUCUCUCCACCACUUCUACUGCUACCUUCCGCACAUACACUCACUGACCGCCGUCCACCACCACUGACCUGACCACAACACAGCCGUCGCCCGGCCCCUGGCAGCACCUCGUCAUACCACAGCCUCGAGCUGCUGCCGCCGCCAACAUGCCGCCCUAUCUGACCUGCAUCGCCCUCAGCUCGACCACCGGCGAUGACCAUCGCUCCAUCGAUCUGAUUCCAGACAAGCCCUGUGUGGUCGGUCGCACCUCCAGGAGCAAGGCCGCCAUGGAGGCUCGCACAAACAACGCCCUCUUCGACUGUGCGGUCGUCUCCCGCCAGCACGCUGAGAUCCGCGUCGCCCCGUGGGCUACACCCGGCACGCAAAUCACUCUUACCGACCUAAACAGCCUACACGGCACCGCCGUGAAUGGGCGCCGCUUAACGCCUCUCACUGAGUUCACCCUCAAGUCUGGUGAUGUGAUCAAGUUUGGAGAGCGAGUGUCGAGGGGUGAAGAGGCACACGACGGCGUCUCCGUCACCUUCCGCCAUCUCCAGCAACACGAUAGCCACCCUGAGGGCAGUCACCACCCAGUCACGUCGCGCGGCGUCCGUGUCUUUGAGGCUCCCGAUCUCUCCGACCAGUCCGACUUUGACAGCGACAUCGAGUUCGACAUCGACUCGGUCGGCAGCUGUGUCGAGCAGACCCAAUCCGCAGAAACCACCCCAGAACAACCCAAGAUGGGCACACAAAGUCAACCGAUCGACCUGGAUGAGGUCAAAACAGCGCACAAGAAGGUCAUAAGCCUGCUGGACGAGGACGACCUAGACUUUGACGAGAACCAAGCAGCGCCCUCCAAGCCCACAUCUGCUCCACUGCGCACUACUGUGCCUGAGAGUAUCAACUUGGUUGAUCGCCAGCCAACGAGCCCGGCAGAGGCUGCUCCAACUGCUGCUCCUGUGCCGCCCACGUUCUUCAAUCUUCACGAAUCAGACUUCGAUGAUGUGCAUGAGGAUGUGGUAACUUACAACACUGGCCUCUCGAAAAUCUUGAACGAGCGAGAGCUCGAUGAUGAACAAGUGAUUGACGAAGACGACCAAGGCGAGGAUUCUGCGGAUGCUGAGUAUGUUGGCCACGCUACCGAACAAGAAUCAGAUCUCGACUCACUCGAUGGCAGUCCAGCGCUUUCUGAGGAAGACAUGGACGACUAUGAGCCGGCCUACAUCUCGCAACGCCAGCCAUCUGAGGAGCUUGGCCAGCCAAACGCAAAAGCUGUGGAAUCAGUCUGGCAGAAAAUGUGUGAAGAGAGCGCACUUGCAUCCGCAGCCGCGCCCAAGCCACACUACGAUCCUGUGCGAGGCUCCCGCCUCGCGGCAGAAGAGACCAGUGCCGCCACUGCCUUGCCAGGGCCGUCCAAGUACACGUAUGACCCCUGGUACCCCGGCUUCGUGAACUCGAACCUGGCUACUGACAAUACCGGCAGUCGUCGUUGGGACAUCCCACCCGUAGUGUCGCAAAACUCGAUGUUUGCCCCACCACUUAUGCCUCUGCCCAGCUCUGGUCCUCAUCAGGCAGCAAGUAGUGCAUACCAGAACGAGAAGGAGAGUCAUGGUCAGCAAAGCGAGCCGCAAGUGCCAAGCACUGUACAAGCCAGCAGAGGCAAGCUUGCCAUCGGCGACUUGCUCCAGCCACAGAAUCAGCACACGACCUACCGACUGCCGCAGUCUACGCUCCCAGUCUCGCUCGGCGGCCCUGUCAUGCCCCAGCUGCCAGCGUUAGUUCCUGCUGUGGCUGCCAACGCUGCUACAGUACCAGAGACAACUUCAAAGCCAGCUGGAAAGAAUAAGCGUAAGGCGUCCGAGGUUUUCGACGCCGAAGUCGAAGAGUCCGAAGAGCCCGUGGCCAAGAAAGUGGUUACAGUCGACGCUGCCACCGGCACACAGCGUGCCAUCGCGGCUCAAGCUGAUAGCAAGAGCAAUACUGUCCAACGCAUUGCCAGUGCGGCUGUGAAGCAUGCAGUCAGCGCUGGCGUCGGCGUUGCUGCUACUAUCGCCUUCCUCAACAGCACGUAUGCCGAGCGGGUGAUUGAAUACCUCAGCUGAGUACUCUUGAUCGGAACAGAUUGCUUGGUAUUGGUUUGGCACAGAGGACGGUGAUUUCAUAAUAGCUCAAAAUGCUGUGCGGAGCUGCUGAAAUGACGCGAAGACGGAACGAUGACAUGAAAAUGGGAACGAAAGACGUGGCGUUCACUGCAGGCGCCUGGUCACAGUACUUCUUAGGAUGAGGGAAAGGGCGCACACAGGUUCAGGGAAGGUCCAUCUGUAUUGACGGGCGAUUGAAGUUUACCUUGAGACGCAUGCUGUAUUCACGGCAUUGCACUACUGUAGAAGGCGUUGGUGAGGCACGGUCGGGAUUGAUAGUGCCAACCACGACGUGGAAUGAUUGUUCUCAGCCCUCUGUGCACCGGUUCUUCUUCACUUUCGUGGCAGGUUAACUUCAGCAUCGAUGAGCAGCGAUCUGCCGAG